Messenger RNA from Apis dorsata (giant honeybee), 4672 nucleotides. Its product is annotated as lateral signaling target protein 2 homolog. The transcript is spliced from 7 exons. Gene Ontology annotation, cellular component: early endosome membrane. The record is from RefSeq and is a predicted model, not a curated record. Bases 280 to 3996 code for a protein of 1238 amino acids. Lineage: Eukaryota; Metazoa; Arthropoda; Insecta; Hymenoptera; Apidae. Gene Ontology annotation, molecular function: metal ion binding.
UUGCAGUCUGUGCUCGUCAGUCAGUCUUACGGACGCGCGAUUCAUGUUUGACGCGCAAUUUCGAAUGUGUGGAUCGACUGAAAUUAUCGAUGAUUGUAUGUUUAAUGGUGAUACUUGACGAAAAAAUUCUAACUUAUAUGCGGUCAACUAGUGUCUCGUGGUGUGACGCUUUCUGGUAAGAUUAUAGUGGCAGGUUUCGCUAUGUCGCAAGUGCUUUGGCCGCAAGAGGCGCAGUGACGACUCGCCCGUGAGCCUGCCGACAUCCUCGACAGCCCUGCGAUGGAGUCGAUCAGAAAAUGGUUCUAUAGGCCUAAGAGGGACGACACGAGUUUACUCGCACAAUUUUUCUAUGCCGACGAAUCUUUGAACGCUGUUGCCUGCGAGUUGGACUCGUUCGACGGCCGCCAGGAACCGGAAAGAUGCACCACGCUGGUCAAUCAACUGCGCCAUUGCCAGGACAAGGUGUUGACGAUAUGCAGCCAGAUAAUGGACGAACUGAUACCGGAGAGCAGGGCGAACCGGGACUUUAGGGUGAAAUUUCCUGAUGACGUGAUGCAGGAGAAUCUUGCGGGCCAGCUGUGGUUCGGGGCGGAAUGCUUGGCGGCCGGAUCCUCGAUCAUGAACAGGGAGGCUGAAAGUUCAGCCAUGAGGCCGUUGGCGAGGGCUUUGACGAAGUCUUUGGACAUCGUCAGGAAUUUGCUCAGAGAGCACGCGCUGAAAGGUCACAUGAACCUGAAGUAUCUUUCUCAAACGCAAAAUCCAUUGGACCCAUCCCUGGAGAAGUUGAUCGAGUCGCUGAAAAUCUUCGAUCGGUUGUUCGCCGAUUUCGAGCUAUGUUACGUAGGCGUGAUGGUGCCGGUGAAAUCGACGAAGGAGUACGAGCAGCAGGAACUCGUGUGCGUUUUAUUUUCGGAGACGCUGCAAAGAGCUCUCGAACGUGGAUUGCUCAGCCAAGCCGACGUGGAUAAUUACGAGCCAGCUCUGAUGUUUACUAUUCCACGUUUGGCGAUUGUUUCUGGCCUCUUGGCUCCGCCUGGAGGCCCUUUGUGCCUCAAUUCCCCUGACAACAUCAGCGAAGUGUUUAGACCUUUCAGGUCGCUUCUUCUAAAAAUAAGAGAGCUUCUAUGGACGUUGAACAAUCGCGAGCUCUACAUGCUGGAGAAACUGCUUUGCUCGAACGAGGAGCCGUCAGGCCCUAUCACGCAAUCAUCGAAAUCGUCCACGUGCCAGGACAUCCCCGAUCUGGAGGAAUUUGUUCACAAUUUUUAUACCGGUUACCCGAACUGCAAAGACUUCAUUGUAGAUUUUUACACUGUGACGAAGAAUACAGGGAACAACAUGGAUGAAGUGGCAGACGAUGUGGUUCAAAUAUUAGAAAAGGAGAAUCGGUUGGUGGAGAGGAAUAGCGAUCAGGAGGAGGAGAGCCGCGAAAUGAUCGUGGAAACUGGGCCUAAUCGGUUAAACAUAUCCGUGAACGGGUACGAGGAGACUGUAAGGUGUAAUAGUAGCGCGAGGACAUCCAGUGAACGUGAUAGUGUUGGUGACGAAGUGCAGUAUCAUGUUAAAAAACCUUCUAGUUCAUCGAACACGAAUAGUCGGUUAUCUUGCGAUGAUAAUCCUUGCACGAGAAGAAUAGAAUGUAACGCGGCUCCUGUUUCCAUAGUGAAUUCCGUCACGGAACAAGUCGUUCCGGAGAGCAGUAUUUCGAAUGUAAACGAGAAUAGAUGCGGCGAACAAUUGCACAAACAGCAAGAAGAAUUCAUCACCUCGGACAUCACCGAGAUAUUAGGUAGCUCGGAUAACAUCGAAAUUCCUCAAACUCAGUAUCUACUGAAUCAGGUUUCACACGAGAACAACGUAACUGGUGAGACGGUCCAUAUACAAAACUCUUUGCCCGAUUUGGAUUCGAAAAAGCUCAUCUCUGAGGCGAAUAAAACGUUGUCGAAUCUAUUGUUAGAUGGAGAAUGUCAGAACGAGAUCUCUGAGCAGACUGAUUCGGGAAUUUGCACGGUGAUCUCGUCGGAGAAUACCAGUUUAUACGAUAAAAGUCCUGAAGAGAAGAAGACAUUCGCCAAUGAGAUUCAACAGGAUGAACAGGGCUUGGGCGACGAAGAUACGCAAGAGAACACUAGCUAUUCUUGUUCUAAUUUGAAUUCACCUAAAAGGAAGAGUUCGACGAUAUCGGAAAACUCUUGCGUUUGUAGUUUAAGGAGCGUGAAAACGGUUGCAUCAUUGGAUCAUUCGAUCGAGGUGCAUAAUCUGCACGCGGCCAACACGGAGGUCGCGAAGAACAUUCCACGGAUAUCGUCGAAUUUUGAUGGUACAAAUGAGGAAUUCGUUGGAGUCGCGUACGGGAAUGGGCAUAUUUCUGUUUGUGACUCAAACCAAUCCAGUUUUCAGAUCAACUAUUCCGAGAAUUGGGAGAACUUGAAUUUAAGUAUCGAUGCGUCUACUUCGAGAAAAGAAUUCUGGAGUGACUUGAAAUGCGAGAACUGCCCCUCUACGUCGCAGAACAUCGAAAAAAUUGGUACAAAGAUCGAGCAAUACGCUCAGGAUAAGAUCACGACGUCGAGAAAGAUGAAGGACGAGAAACAAAAACGACGGCAUCAACGCAAGCACGAAAGAAAUGGACAAAAACUUCAUCAAGGAAUACAAGAGAGUAGGAUACAAAAUUUCCAAAAUUUACGAUCAUCGGCAAGCACGGAACGUUCCAGAUCAAACUCGACAGAUCGUUGCUUAAAUCCUAGAUUGAUCAGUUAUGGCGCUAGCCUGCAUCCCAGUCAGAACACUAGAAAAAUGCCUAACUUUGGAAGCCAUAGCCCUCACGCCAGUCCAAGAUUACAACACUUUGAAACUCGUAGCACACCUGGAUCCGGACAGAGGAAAUGUAGUAUCAUCUCUAGACCUCAGCGAAAUUUAUCGCCGCAAAAUAGAAAACUUUUAGAUUAUAGACGAUCCAGGUCAGAACAAAUUAUUAGAAUGAAAAGAAGAGACUAUGAUAAAAGAGAUAAAUAUGAAAGAACUAAUCCUAGAUUGGAACAGACUAAGAGGAAAUUGGGAAACAGAAGUCCUAAUGAAUUAAUGAAUGAUGGUUUGGGACCAAGAACGGAUAAAAGCGGUUUGUCGAACGAGCCGAGCUCACCUAUCUUGACGCAACCUGUAUCAUAUGUGCAAAAAGACAAUAACACGCAAAGAGCUACACGAACCGUGAGACUGAUGAAUGCAUCUACGGUUCAAGGAACACAGUCGAUCAACUCGGAUCAUAUGUUGGCUCAUAAACCAGAUGUUGGAUCUAGUUCGAGCUGUUCGAGUUGUUGUGAUUCAAGCUCGGAGACUAGUGAAUUUCAAAGUGAUUGCCAGGAUGACGAGGAAAUAGCAUUGGCAAUGCAAGCUGCUGAGAUUGCAAAUAAUUAUAAGAUUCGAGCAAAAUUUCGAUCGUCUGAGGAUCUUGUCCACCGUUUAUUUGUUUGUAUAGCUGGUGUGGCAGACCAGUUACAGACGAAUUUUGCAUCAGAUCUACGUAAUAUUUUAAAAUGUGUGUUCCUUAUGAAUAGUAGUCAAACUGUGGAAGAUGGUGAAAUGAAGGAUGAAAGUUCAGUAUCUGAAAAUCCUGUAAGUCCGAUAAACGAUACAGCUACUAAUCAUGACCGACAAGAUUUGUUACAAGAAUAUGAGGAUGAUUUGGAAGAAACUACUACAACUGACCAUAACACAACAUCCUCCAUAACGGAACGUGGCGAGGAAUGUGUAGAAAGAGCACCAGCUUGGAUCCCGGACAACGAUGCGCCCCGUUGCAUGGCAUGUCAAGCUGGAUUCACGGUGGUAAGACGCAGACAUCAUUGCAGAAAUUGCGGCAAGGUGUUCUGCGGCCGUUGCAGCAGUAAUAACGUUCCCCUCCCUCGUUAUGGGCAUACGAAGCCUGUCAGGGUAUGCAACAGGUGUUUUCUCUAUCAAGUGACGCCGUUUACGGUGUCUUCAGUGACAUCAGCAAGCUGAACUUUAUCUGAAUAAGGAAACACAAGAUUCUUAAAUAAUUAAAGGCGUUAAGGACUCUAUGGAAAUCAAUGAAAAAUGGGAAUAAUAAUCAUAGACUGAAGAUAAAAAAAAAAAACAGCUAAAAUCGUUUAACUCUGCAUUAUAUCAAACAUUUUCCCAGCGAUAAUGAUGAAAUAACAAUUUCUAAAUGUUAAUAUCAAAUAAACGAUUGGAUUAGCGAUAAGCGGGCCGUGAUUAUUUUAAAAUUAUUAUGAUAUUCUACCGAUGAAACUCUUUCGUUUGGAGAAGAGAUACGUUUGUAUCGAUAUUUAUGGUGGAAGAAAUUAUAGCGAUAAAUGUCGAUGUGAAGAAUUUUGCAGAAAUUCUAAAAAAUUUGCAAAUCAUAAAAUCUUACUUAAGUCCAUAUAUAGAUGUAUAUUAUGAACUUUUUGAAUUCUCACGAAAUAUAAAAGUACUUAGAAUAUUAGUAUGUUAUAUUUGUAUCAUUACUUGUUGAUCAAAUGUAUAACAAACGCAUUUACAUUUCUUCCACUAUGAAUAUACAUGUUUUCCGAAGCAAGGAAAAAAGAAAUUAUUGCUCCACUUCUUCUUUCUUUAAAAAGACAUUGAGUAUAAAUUUACUCGAGUCUAAUGACUGUUGGUGUAAAUAGCGUAAACUUGCAAGCGAGCGUGAAAA